Helianthus annuus (common sunflower) is the source of this 1473-nucleotide messenger RNA. Its product is annotated as protein FAR1-RELATED SEQUENCE 5-like. Gene Ontology annotation, biological process: regulation of DNA-templated transcription. The coding region runs from base 1 to 1473 and encodes 490 amino acids. NCBI's taxonomy places the organism in Eukaryota, Viridiplantae, Streptophyta, Magnoliopsida, Asterales, Asteraceae. The record is from RefSeq and is a predicted model, not a curated record. The transcript has 7 exons.
AUGAGGACUCUUUAUGGAGGUUUUGAUAAGGUAGUUGCCACUAAAGUUGACUUCAAAAACUUCAAGAGAGACUUAAAUAGGUAUAUAGCUGAGUACGAUGCUGACAUGGUUAUCAAGCGCCUAAGAAGGAAGAAAGAAUUUAUGCCCAAUUUCUCUAUGGAAUACCUUACAACUGCCGAUGGCGUUUUUCGUGCGUUGUUCUGGGCCGAUGGUGAUUCAAAGAGAAAUUUUAAUAUUUUUGGGGAUGUUGUGUCCUUCGAUGCUACUUAUCGUCGUAACAAGUACAAUAUGAUGUUUGUACCUUUUACCGGCGUUGACAAUCACUAUCGUAAUGUUACCUUGGGUGCUGCUAUAAUAGGGGAUGAAACUGCCGAAACAUAUAGCUGGUUGCUUAACGCAUUUUGGCAGGCGUUUGGGCGCGCACCACCUGUGAUUGUAACUGAUCAAGACCCAGCGAUGAGGAAAGCUAUUCAAGAUACUUGGCCUGAAAGUAGGCACAGGCUUUGCAUGUGGCAUAUAAUGGAGAAACUUACUACCAAGGUUGGCGCCAACCUAUGCAAUAGCACCGAUUUUAAGAAGAGGUUGUGUGAUAUUGUUUGGACUGAUGCAUUACUACCAGAACAGUUUGAAACCGAAUGGGGUGUUAUAUUGGCUGAUUUUGAUUUGGUGAAUCAUGAAUGGUUACAGUCAAUUUAUCAGAUUAGGGAUACAUGGAUCCCUGCGUACUAUCGUGAUCAACACAUGUCUGGGCUGAUGCGUACCUCAUCACGUUCGGAGAGUGAGAACCAUUUCUUUGGGCAGUUUUGCAACACGAACUGUACGCUUGUUGAAUUCUUGGGGCAUUUUGAUUCUGCAAUUGAAGCCCAAAGACACGAGCACAGGAAGAAUGAUCACGAUACUAGGCACACGAACCCCCAAAUAUUUGCAAAAGAGUUUGUCUUAGAACAACAUGAGGAUGAUAGAGAGGAUAACUUUGUGAACAUCUCUGUGAAGGACUUUUCUCAAACGUGUACUACAUUUUUUCAGGUUAUGAUGCGGCAGCUAGACAUGACCGUGAGUUGUUCAUGCAAUAGGCAGUUCCCUGAAAGGUAUAUAAUGCGACGGUGGACCAGGGAAGCUGUUCCUAAUAGUGCCCCUGGAGCGAUAUUAGGGAUUAGCGAAAGUGAUGAUCGGUACCAGCAAGUUAAUGGUGUUGUAAGGGAGAUAACAAGGUCAGCCGAGUCUCUUAUUAACAGAAUGAAGAGUAAUCGUGAAAUUGCCAUUAUUCAAUCUGCGAAGAAAAAAAAGGGUCGUGAAUGUAGCAAUUGCAAACGUCGGGGGCAUAAUAUACGUACCUGCACGUACCCGGCAAGGGAAAAGGCCGACGACUCCUCAGAAAGUGAUGAAGCGGCCCUUGAAGGAGACGACGAAGAGGAGCUAGAAGAUGCGACGGGUGAAGGAGACGACGAAGAGGAGCUAGAAGAUGAAGAGUAG